AUGGCUAAGAGACGUAGAAAUGAUGAUGAUGACGAGGGAGAGGAAAGACAUAAUAUACGACUCCCUGGUCUGCUUUUAGAACAAAUCAAAACUAAAGAAGAUAAGGGUGAUUAUGAAGAAGAUAAUUCAAGAUAUACCAAGUUUGAUCAUAGUAAGAAGAAAAGUAAAGGAGGUCCUAAAUUAACCAGAAAGGAACAACGUAAACAGGAUAGAAAAGAUAAAAAGCAAGAAAAAUCAGUUAAAAAGUCUAAGGGUAAAAAUCCAACUGCUCAAAAAGUGAAUAAAAGUAAUAGACAUGAGCAAGAGGUUAAAGAUCCAUUAGCAGCUUUGAAAGCAUUAAAGGAAGCUAAAAGGUCUAAAUCUAAUGAUCCUUUGAGUGAAUUGAAGAGAUUGAAAGAAUUGAAAAAUGGAAGUUCAAAGAAGUCCGACGUUAGAGUUGUGAAAGAGGAUGAUUUAGAUGAUGAUGAUUUAUCUGAUUUCGAUGACUUUGAAGACGAUGAAGAGGAACAAGAUGAUGAACAAGACCCAAUUGCAUUACUCAAAGCAUUAAAGGAAAAGAAAGGUAAAUCUACAACAAAUGCAUCUGAUAUAAAAAUAGUAAAAGAAGAUGACUUAAAUGACGAUGAAUUAAGUGAUGACUUUGAUGAAGAUGAAGAUAUUUCAGAUGAUCUCAAUGAAGAAGAUCUAGAAGAUGAGGAUGACGAUGAUGAAGAACUAACUGAAGAAGAAGAAGAAGAAGAAGAAGAAGAAGAAGAAGAAGAUCAAGAUGAACUUGAUUUUGAUGAUGAAAAUAUAGAAGAGAAUGAUGACGAAGAUAUCAAUGAAGACGAAGAAGAUAUAGAAUACGAACAGGAUCCGUUGGCAAAAUUAAAAGCAUUAAAAGAAGCUAAGAAAUCCAAGAAAAGCAAAAAGAAGAGUGAACAAGAGGAAGACUUUGCUACCCCAUAUGAUGACGAUAUCAUAGACAGAGAUGAUAAUGACAUGAGCUACUAUGCAAAGAAAUUAGGAUUAAAGCAAGGUAAGAAGUCAAAAUUAAGUAAAACAGAUGACGGUGAUGAAAUAGGAGGAUUAUUAGAUGGUCUUGAUUUUGAUUUUUCCAACAGUGAAAAAGAAGAUGACUCUGAAGAAUUCGACGAUUCAGAUGAAGAUGAUGAUGAUGAAUCUGAAGUUGAGAGAGAAAAUCCAUACGUUGCUGUGGAUAAGAACAGCAUCGAAGACGAUAACGAAGACGAUAUCGAAGGAGAUGCCCCCACAACAAAAUAUAUCCCUCCCGCAUUGCGUAGAAGAAUGGCUGCUGAAGCUAGUGGUGUUUCAGAAGAAGUUCUUAACCUUAGAAAAGCUAUUAAAGGUCCAUUGAAUAGAUUAUCAGAAGCUAACGUUGGAACAAUUGUGAAUGAUAUUAACGGUUUAUAUUUAUCCAAUCCUAGACAUACAGUUAAUGAAGAAUUAACAACCAUUAUUUUGGAUAAUAUCAUUCAACAAGGAAGAUUAUUAGAAAAUUUUGUUUAUUUACACGCCGUGAUGGUAGUUGCCAUUUAUAGAAUUCAAGGAGUGGAAUUUGGUGCAUACUUUGUUCAAGUAUUAGUUGAGAAAUUUGAACAAUUUUCUAAGGAGGCCGAUAAAGAUAAACAAGCUUCCAAUAUAAUUUCAUUAUUAUCCUCAGUUUAUCUCUUUCAAUUAGUUUCUUCCAAAUUAUUAUAUGAUAUUAUCAAGGUAUUGAUAAAUAAUCUUGAUGAACAAAAUGCUGAAUUAUUAUUACGAUUAAUCAGAACAUCAGGUAAUCAAAUGAGAUCAGAUGACCCAAGUGCUUUAAAAGAAAUCAUUUUGAUGAUCAAUGCAAAAGUUAAAGAAUUGCCAAAGGGUGACGUAUCCACCAGAAUGGAAUUCUUAAUUGAUACCAUAAGUUCAUUAAAACAAAACAAAUUAAAAAUAGCCAAUGAAGCCAAUGUUCAAUUAAGUAUAAGAUUAAAGAAAUUCUUAGGUGGUAUCAAUAAUAAUAAAUUCAGUGAUCCAAUUAGAGUGUCUCUUGAUGAUGUUCAUAAUAUUGAAACUAAAGGUAAAUGGUGGUUAGUCGGUUCUGCCUGGAAGGGUGAAGAUGAUACUGAAAAGGAAAAGAAUGUCGAUGAAGCUGUAUUAAAUGAUAUUUUGGAUAAUGCCGAACCUAAUUGGAUGGAACUUGCUCGUUCACAAAGAAUGAAUACUGAUAUAAGAAGAGCAAUUUUUAUCUCAAUUAUGUCUGCUAAUGAUUAUGUUGAUGCAUUAACAAAAUUAGACAAGUUAGCUUUAAAACGUUCCCAAGAGAGAGAAAUUCCUCGUGUAUUGAUUCAUUGUACAGGUGUUGAACCUGCCUGGAAUCCAUACUAUGGUAUUUUAGCUAAGAAAUUAUGUGAUAGUCAUAAUUAUAGAAAGACUUUCCAAUUCAUGCUUUGGGAUUUAGUUAAAGAGUUCGAAGGAUCAAAUGGUGAUGACGAGGAAGACUUCCUUGGAUUUGACUAUGACGGAGAUGAUAGUGAUGUCAAACUUAAAAGAGUUUUGAACUUAGGUAGAUUCUUUGGUUAUUUGAUAGCUGAGGAAGCUAUUCCUAUCCAUUUGUUAAGAACCAUUAACUUCUUGACAGCAUCAAGUGAUACAGUCUUAUUUAUGGAAGUAUGCUUUGUAACAUUCUUGGAUAAUGUUGGAAAGAAAUCACAAAUUAAUGCUGUUGGUGGUGGUUUAAGUAAGAAGUCAGGAAAUAAUUCAGAACAAAAAUUUGAUGAUAGAAAGUUGAUUGAAAUAGUCAUUAAGGCCCGAGAACAAAUUACACUUUUAAGAGGGAUUCAAUAUUUCUUACAAGAAAAAGUUAAAAACAGUACUAUAAUAUCAGGUAAAAAGCAACAACGUAGGGUUACAUGGGGUAUCAAUGCAUUAAGUGAUAUCGUAGAAGAAUUUGCAUCUUCAAAAGAUGAUUAA
Messenger RNA from Scheffersomyces coipomensis, 2949 nucleotides. RefSeq names its product Sgd1p (gene SGD1). Gene Ontology annotation, cellular component: nucleolus. Gene Ontology annotation, molecular function: RNA binding; protein binding. NCBI's taxonomy places the organism in Eukaryota, Fungi, Ascomycota, Pichiomycetes, Serinales, Debaryomycetaceae. Bases 1 to 2949 code for a protein of 982 amino acids. The transcript is spliced from 3 exons. Gene Ontology annotation, biological process: ribosomal small subunit biogenesis. The record is from RefSeq and is a predicted model, not a curated record.